Tinamus guttatus (white-throated tinamou) is the source of this 1101-nucleotide messenger RNA. The record is from RefSeq and is a predicted model, not a curated record. NCBI's taxonomy places the organism in Eukaryota, Metazoa, Chordata, Aves, Tinamiformes, Tinamidae.
AUGAAUAAUGUUGUGUUUUUUAGGUUUCAUCAUCCAAUCCUCAGUCCCCUUGAAAGCAGUUUCCAGCUGGAGGUGGAUGUGCUUGCACACCUCUUAAAGGCUCAGGCUCAGAUCUCAGAGUGGAAGUUCCUUCCAUCCCUGGUCAACUUGCACAGUGCUCACACAAAGCUACAGACUUGGGGCCAAAUCUUUGAGAAGCAGCGAGAGACCAAGAAGCACCUGUUUGGAGGGCAGUCUCAGAAGGCUGUGCAGCCUCCGCACCUCUUCCUCUGGCUCAUGAAACUCAAGAACAUUCUCCUUGCAAAGUUCAGCUUCUACUUUCACGAGGCCCUCAGCCGACAAACAACAGCAUCCGAAAUGAAAACCUUGACUGCUAAAACCAAUCCUGAUUACUUUGGGAAAAUUUCGAGUUUUAUCCGGAAAUACGACGCCGUCAACGUUUCCCUCAUCUUCGACAAUCGCGGCUCCGAGAGUUUUCAGGGCCACGGUUAUCACCACCCCCAUUCCUACCGGGAGGCCCCCAAAGGAGUGGAUCAGUACCCUGCCGUGGUGUCUCUGCCCAGUGACAGGCCUGUCAUGCACUGGCCCAACGUCAUCAUGAUUAUGACUGACAGAACCUCUGACCUCAACAGCCUGGAGAAGGUUGUUCACUUCUAUGAUGACAAAGUCCAAAGCACCUACUUUCUGACUCGUCCGGAACCUCAUUUUACCAUUGUAGUUAUUUUUGAGUCUAAGAAGUCAGAGAGGGACUCUCAUUUUAUUUCUUUUCUCAAUGAAAUCUCACAUUCCCUAAAGAACUCCAAAGCUUUUGCCAGCUUGAAGCCUGGAUCCAAAGGGUAAAAUACAGACUACUUGCAAGUUGUCAAGGCAGUGUGCUGGCCUUGGGGGAGCUGUAGUUCUCAAAGAUUAUAUAAUUCUCAGAGUCUAAUUAAAAAGGAACUGUUAUUUUUAAUAUGCUUUAAGUUCCUUUUUUGUUUUUUUUUAAGCUAACAAGAAACUUGAAAAAUUAUUUUUGGGCACUGGUUGGUGGGACAACUUAGUUGUGGAGUGCUAAAUAACCACAGUGGUUUUCAAUUUACCAUAUGAAUAUUUUUCAGUCCA